Molecule: messenger RNA, 2800 nt
Organism: Mya arenaria
Lineage: Eukaryota; Metazoa; Mollusca; Bivalvia; Myida; Myidae
Product: carbohydrate sulfotransferase 5-like
Exons: 5
Coding region: 1187-2548 (453 amino acids)
Biological process (GO): sulfur compound metabolic process; N-acetylglucosamine metabolic process
Molecular function (GO): N-acetylglucosamine 6-O-sulfotransferase activity
Source: RefSeq, a predicted model, not a curated record
GCUCGCUUUUAAAACUUACAAAUGAACAGUGGAUAGUGUUUCGAUAUGAUUAUAUUUCCGCAUCAAAUCCAGUCAAUAUUGCAAACAGAUGACUGGUUUUAUUUGUGUUGUUUCGUGUUUGGAUAUAAACUGGAAUUAUGUUAAUGAAGUUAAUGAGGAAGUUCUGAUGAUGAAUGAUGAUGUGUCUAUCAUUUGUAAUCCAAUAUCAAUAUGUUACAAUUUCCACAGGGGACGUAUCCAUCGGUUUUUUUAUUGAAAAAUCUACCAUGCAAUGGCGGUACACCAAAAAUAUGAGAAUAUGUAAAUAUCACAACAGAAUAGUGGACAAUACGUAUAACGAACUUAAUGAAUUGUAGAAAUACAAAUUACAAUAUAGUCCUAAUCGAAAAAUAGAAAUCCUAGUCGAAAAAUAUAAAAGAGUUGACAAUUAAAGUUUCCUUUUCUUGACUAAGGCGUAAAUUAUUGUUCCCCGUUUCUCGACCUACCCUAUUGUUUUGCUCCUUUAACCCAGACUAUUUAAUUGCCUUGAGAAUUAUUUUAACAACUGUUCGGGUUCGUUUUGUUUUUAAGAUAAAACAAGGGUUUCGGUUUCCACACCCACCCUGUUUUGUUCCGCCCCUACCGUUUCAUGUCUAAUAAAAUGAAUAAAACUUUUUUUAAAAAUCGAUUGUUUUUAACAUACAUACAUAAACCAUUAAUUUGGAUUGUUGUGUUUUUCAAUCUUAAUGAACAAAGUUUUGUGGUGCAAUCAUAAAUCAAUCUGCUAUCAACAACCAGGAAGAAUGGAAUGUGUUGCCAAGUGUUAAACCACAUUUGCUUUUCUACUGAAUAUAUGAUAUAACUAAAAUAGCUCAAAAAGAACAUGGACGCGUAUGUAAUGCAGUGAAUAUCAAAAUCGCAACAACGGAUAGUUCCUCACUGUUUAAACAGGAGUCUGGUACGUUAUAUGCCUUGACUGACUUCUGACACAAACCGUGAUUAUAUCAGUUUACCACGCAUGUUGGUAUCGAAAAUGUAUUGCAAGACAAAUAUGUAGCGAAUAUUCAUUACCAGAAAUACCGUUUGUAGAAAUUCAAGGCUGAUUUCAAUCAUUUGAGACGUAUAAACUGUGGAUUGUUUACGGCUGCUUGAGAGAUACGUUCCACUACCAGGCUUAACUCCACAGGAAACGGAUCCUUAUCUGUAAAUGCGGCCUACACGCUUUCUAAGAAACAUGUGCAUAUUCGUGAAGAAAAUGGGUAAACACAAAAUGAGACUAAAAAGAAUAGCUAUCAUAGGUGUGACGAUUCUGGGUGUCACGGCAAUGGUUUUCUAUUUAACCAUCGGAGAAUUACCAGCCAGCAUGCUCAUCAGAAAUGUCAACACGUGGCAAGUUAAAGACACGGGUCUCACAGAGGUGAAACUGAAACGAGGAGGGUCUCCAUUGCAACAUUAUGAUGCUUCCGCUGCUCCUCCAACAAGCCUGAUAGAAGGAGACCCCAUGCCGAUCCCGGGGAAGCCAAAGCUGCUGUUGAUUGUAGCCUACCUUCGCAGUGGUUCCACCUUCACAGCGAGCCUGUUUUCCCAGCAACCAGACUCAUUCUAUGUGUUCGAGCCUCUACAUAUGGUUGUCAAAACAGUCAAAAAGCACAUGGCUCUGCGAUAUGUCAAUGGAACGGUCAGGCCUUUCCCAACGGGUAUUCCAGACAAUCCCCAGUCUCUUUUCCGAGAGUGUAUGGACCCCUGGCUUCGUUGUGCAUUUCGUCAAGUCGACACCGCUAGUCUUUUUGACAAAUUCCAUUUACAAUUCUCAAAAUCCAUAAAACCUUUUUUAUUGUGCGUUAAACACAUCAGAUCCUUAACCCCUCUGACGAGAUAUGCAAUUAAUCACUGCAUCCGCAAAACGGAAAUGAAGUGCAAUUCAGCUAAUUUGAGGGUUAUAAAAACAAUACGUCUUUCCAUGGAGAUGGCUCACUCAUUGAUGGCAGAAAAUGAGAAUAUGAAAAUCGUACACCUUGUUCGGGACCCCAGGGCAAUGUUUUUGUCGCAGAGUAAUUACAAGCUUAUUAAAGACAAUAACAAAACCAGUCAAUUUGAAAGGUUGUGCUCACGCAUGCGCGAUGACAUUUAUUUCACGCGCCAACUUUUAGAGGUCGGAAAUAAAAAUGUGAAACUUGUUCGUUACGAGGAUAUUGCUUUCAAUCCGAUAGAAAUGACAAAGGAAUUGUACACAUUUAUAGGUGAACCACUUACCAAAGGGCUGCUAAGAUAUGUGGCCCAAAGUACUUCUCUCAACCUGAAAGACGGUUGUGCGUUUUGCACACGGCGCGGAAAUUCUACACUAACAGCAAGCAAAUGGAGAUCUACGAUUCAUCCAUCUUUAUUAAAACUUGUGGACGAACAUUGUAAGGACCUUUUACAACCACUGGGAUACCAUUUUACAGAGGACAUCAAUUAUUUAAGAGACACUUCAUUGCCAAUUUUCCAAGAGCACAUCCCUUUACUGGAACACAUAAACCUUAGUGACAGCGCCAAAGGCGUUAUAACGGAAACAUUGCAGCAUGUGUGAUUUUUCGGAAUAUUAUAUUUGUCGUGUAUGUAGAUUUAUAUCUGAUAAAGACUCCAUAGGCUCCGCAUUUUUUGUCAGUGCAAGUGUAUGUAUGUGUUUAUAUAUAUAUAUAUAUAUAUAUAUAUAUAUAUAUAUAUAUAUAAACACAUACAUACACUUGCACUGACAAAAAAUGCGGAGACACCGGUCAUACGUUGGUCCCAGCGAAGCUAAUAAAGAUUUCUUUUAUAUAUUAAAUUAUAUUUUUCUUCA